AUAGCCGUCGUUCCGUGAUCUCCAGCGCUCAAUUCGAUCUCGUGAGGCAAAGGCAAUCGAGUCUAGCAUUUCCAAGACAUAUAUAAGCUUUCGAGCCGAUCUUGUCAGCUUCAGACCAUUGUCUCUUCAACCUUAACUACUUUUUUCGACACGCCAACAAAAGACGCCAAAAUGUAUCGCAGUCUGGCUCUUGCUACAUCACUGGUUGCCGCAGUUGUGCGGGGCCAGCAAGCCGGCACUCAGCAGACAGAAACCCAUCCGACAAUGACAUGGCAGACAUGUACUGCGGCUGGAAGCUGUACAACCAAGAACGGGAAGGUUGUUAUUGACUCCAAUUGGAGAUGGGUUCAUGACAAAACCGCCAACAGCUACACCAAUUGCUACACGGACAACAACUGGAACAAGACUUUGUGCCCUGAUAACGUUAAAUGCGCAGCCAAUUGUGCACUCGAGGGCGCCGACUACAAGGCCACUUAUGGUGCCACUGUUAGCGGAAAUUCUUUGAAGCUUACGUUCGUCACCAAGGGAACAUAUGCUACAAAUAUUGGAUCCCGAAUGUACCUUCUUGAUACCGACACGACAUACCAACAAUUUCAAUUGUUGAACAAGGAGUUCACCUUCGAUGUCGAUGUGUCCAAUCUCCCCUGCGGGCUCAAUGGUGCUCUGUACUUUGUGUCAAUGGAUGCGGAUGGUGGAAUGAAGAGAUUUUCUACAAACAAGGCGGGUGCCAAGUAUGGUGUUGGAUACUGCGAUUCGCAAUGUCCUCGUGAUCUGAAGUUCAUCAACGGAAUGGGCAACGUCGAAGGAUGGACGCCGUCGAGCAACGACCCCAAUGCUGGUGUCGGAGGCCACGGUUCUUGCUGUCCAGAGAUGGAUAUCUGGGAAGCCAACUCAGUCUCUGCAGCGGUCACACCUCACACUUGCGAGGCCUUGACGCAGACGAUGUGCUCUGGCGAUGCUUGCGGAGGUACAUACUCUGCAACCAGAUAUGCUGGUAGCUGCGAUCCCGACGGAUGUGAUUUCAACUCUUACCGCAUGGGAGAUGCUACCUUCUAUGGACCUGGCAUGACAGUCGAUACUUCCAAGAAGUUCACGGUCGUGACACAAUUUAUCGGCGACCCACUUACCGAGAUCAAGCGAUUCUACGUGCAAAACAACAAACUGAUCCCCAACUCCCAGUCUCAAAUCGCCAAUGUUUCCGGAAAUUCCAUCACCACGGACUUCUGCGAUCAGCAAAAGGCCGCCUUCGGAGACAACUACGGCUUUAAGACUAAGGGAGGUCUCGAAAAUAUGGGCAAGGCUUUGUCUGCUGGAAUGACUCUUGUCAUGUCCGUGUGGGAUGAUCAUUACGCCAAUAUGCUUUGGCUCGACUCUACCUACCCAACUACGGCAACCAACCCAGGUGCAGCUCGUGGUACUUGCGCUGUUACUUCGGGUGUCCCCGCAGAUGUUGAAUCCAAGUCUCCCGGUGCGUCAGUGACCUAUUCGAAUAUCAAGUUUGGACCAAUCAACUCUACCUUCACUGCCUCAUAAACGCUAUUCCAUGCUGCACGCAACGAUUGUAUAUAUGGAGCCUAGUGGGACAGAAGCCGUGUGGCCAAAGGUUGUUGUUCUCUUCAUACUUUCUUUGAGUAUCCUGGUUUAUGGCAUUCGUUUUGGUGGCGGGGUAGGAGGUCAGUGGCUUGCUGUUGAAUGAAUGUAAAUAUGAAAAAGCAGAAAAGGUGC
Molecule: messenger RNA, 1725 nt
Organism: Mollisia scopiformis
Lineage: Eukaryota; Fungi; Ascomycota; Leotiomycetes; Helotiales; Mollisiaceae
Product: family 7 putative glycoside hydrolase
Exons: 2
Coding region: 172-1533 (453 amino acids)
Biological process (GO): carbohydrate metabolic process
Molecular function (GO): hydrolase activity, hydrolyzing O-glycosyl compounds
Source: RefSeq, a predicted model, not a curated record